ACACGAUGAUGGGGAGUUACUCCACGUUCCUCUAGUCACUCUUCGGAGAAUGUUUGGGGACAUUAUUGCGUAAAAAGCUUGUCGGGAUCACCUUCCUACGAGGACGCGAUGCGUUAAGAGACAAAUCCGGUUUAAAGGGAAACCAAACGAGGCCAAGCGGGUUUUUACGCGCAGCGCGCACGCGUGGAUCACAUUCUCAGCAGGACUUUAUUCCCUCCCUGCUUGGUUUUUAGUUUCUCCUCGACACUUUUCUGAGCUCUGGUAAUGAAAUGAAAUAAUAAAAGUCCUGCUUCCGGUGUGAACCUCGGCUCUAAUCCCUGAUUACGCAGAUGGAUUGCGUCCUGUGCGCGCCAGGGCUGCGCCGCUUGACUUUCACCGCUGUGCCGUCGUUUUACGCGCUGAACUGAGGCAGUUUUAGGGCAGAAUAGUGUCCUACAGGGCCAGGGUUAGGUUGUGUUGUUAGAGGACCAAACAGGGUUUCCACCAGUCGCGUCAUCGGUGCCAGAACAUGAGGAGAACUGUCCUGAAAGAAGCGGAAAUGAGGCCAAGCGGGUUUUUACGCGCAGCGCGCACGCGUGGAUCACAUUCUCAGCAGGACUUUAUUCCCUCCCUGCUCGGCUUUUAGUUUCUCCUCGUCACUUUUCUGAGGUCUGGUAAUGAAAUGAAAUAAUAAAAUUGCUGCUUCCGGUGUGAACCUCUACUCUAAUCCCUGAUUACGCAGAUGGAUUGCGUCCUGUGCGCCAGGGCCGCGCCGCUUGACUUUCACCGCUGUGCCGUCGUUUUACGCGCUGAACUGAGACAGUUUUAGGGCAGAAUAGUGUCCUACAGGGCCAGGGUUUAGGUUGUUUCGUUAGAACCAAACAGGGUUUCCAUCCGUCUCGUCUUCUGUGCCAGAAAAUGAGGAGAACUGUCCUGAAAGAAGCGGCCAAGCGCUUCCCCUGGCUGGCCAAUGUCACCCUGUACGGCUGCCUGUUCGCCGGCGGCGACCUGGUCCACCAGCUCAUGGCCCAGAGGGAGAGCAUGGACUGGAAACACACUCGCAACGUGGCCAUCGUGGCCAUCAGUUUCCAUGGAAACUUCAAUUACUUCUGGCUGCGCGCCCUGGAGAGACGGUUCCCAGGGAAAUCCGCCGGGAUGGUUUUCCGCAAACUUUUACUGGACCAGAGCUUCGCGUCUCCGCUGGGCACCAGCGUCUUCUACACAGGGGUGAGUUUCCUGGAGGGGAAGGAGGACAUCUUCGAGGACUGGAAGGAGAAGUUCUUCAACACCUGGCGGACCGGACUCAUGUACUGGCCCUUCAUGCAGCUCCUCAACUUUGUCCUGAUGCCGCUGCACAGGCGGACGGCCUUCAUGGGCUGCUGCGCCUUCCUCUGGGCCACCUUCCUGUGCUUCUCACGGCAGAGCGGCGACGGCACGGCCACCGUGGCCCUGGCCUUCGUCAUGGACCCCCGGAAAACCCUGGAGGAGAUGCGAGAGGCCCGGCUGGCCCGGAAGAGGCAGCGCAUCCAGAGGGAAAACUGAAGAGUGGGAAGAAGAGGAGGGUUCUGGGACGUGGUGGUUGAAGGAACAACUGAACCAAACCAGCACCUGCAUGCUGAGAGACGGAGAGUCCGUCACAAACGCACACCAUCUUUUCUUUUCUAGUAGGAGGACAGUUACGGCCACAGGAGCGUGUAAGCGUGGUUUCACAUGCACUCGGGGGUCAAAACGGGCCAAAACUGCUCAGAACUAUGUUCCCGGUGCAAGACUUUAAGGUGGAACGCAGCUCCGUUAAAAGACCACCUGUCCAGAACCGGUCCGGUAGUUCAGCACUUUAAACACGCGGCGUCUCAGGAUCGGCUGCCUCCAACAACGACCUCACGCUCGACGACUUUACGAGAGAUUUCAGGGUCGUAAAGGAAUUUCCCGAGUCAGGAGAUAAAAAAAAAACAGAGUUGUGGCUCCAUGAGGUUCCUGAUCUGUAGGGCGAGAGACGGGUUUUUAAAGUGGUCCAGUGUUGGUCGGCACCAGUCCUCCUAGUUCUACUCUGUUCAUGUUGUUGUGGUUCACUGAAGGCGGUCAGAGCCGCUGGGAGAGAAGCAGCCCACGUCUGCACCUACGAAUGUGAAGUUGUGCUUUUCAGCAUCGUUAAUAUUAUAGUCAGGGGGCAAACCCUAAGAUUGAUAACUGUGCUCACGCUUCUGGGUAAAGUUUGACAACCUUAUUUUUUUGUUAGAAGGAACCCUAGGAGGAAUAAUAAGGCUGUUGUCAUCUUGGAUUGUUUUGGAGGCGCUGUAACAUUCAAAUACUCCAUUCAUGCAUAUGGUCACAAUAAUGGUCAAAAUGUACAGUUUAUAUGCAAAAUCUUCAAUGUUCAAGAUUUUAUAUUUAGGGAAAUGGAUAAAACAUCAAUUGAAAAACAUUUUUUUAAAUUGUAUUGCUAUAUUUUGUCGAAUAUUGGUUAAAAAAUAUGACUUUUUUAUAGGCGUUUUUACACACAUAACCAUCUUUUUUUUUUGCAGGGAAACACAUUUUCUAUGAAAUGUCAAAAACGUCUAUAAAAAAGUGAUAUUUUGUAUCCAAUAUUGGCUAAAAUAUUACAAAAUGAUUCAUAAAGGCUUUUUUAGUAUUGUUUUAUCUAUUUCCUUAGAUAUACAAUGUUUUAAUCUUGACAAUUAUGCAUAUAAAUUGUACAGGUUGACCAAAACUGACCAUAUGCCUGAAUGGAGAACUUGAAUAUUCUAGCGCCUCUAGUGGUCACCAGCUAAGAAAUUCAAGAUGACAACACCCCUAAAAUUCCUUCUAUAGAUUUGUUCUAACAAAAAAAAUAGGUUGUCAAACUUUACCCAGACAUGUGAGCAAAAGUCUUAACGGAGGCUUUUCUAAAGUUGCCCCUUGACUAUUAGGUUUGUGGGCCAGAUCCAACCGGAAGCAGCUGCACUUCUCAGCCUUGAACACCAGGGGGCGUGGUCUACGGUGGCCGGGACCCGCCAUUGCUGAAAAUAAAAGUAACGCUGCAAACAGAAACAAACGCCGCUGCAAAUUAAAGAAACGCUGCAAAUGAAAAAGCCACAACAGAAGUGAAUUACCGGGGACUAUUUUUGCUGAUGCACCGGUGUUUUUUAUGUGAGAGGAGAAGAAGACGAUGAGGACGUAAGUGAAAAGGAAGAAAUAAGAAGAGCGAGGAAUAAGAAGAAGAGAAAAUAAGUGAAAAGGUUACUGUUCAACAUCGCUACGUGUAAUUUUUUUCGUCUUCUUCUUCUCCUCUCACGUAAAAAACACCGGUGCAUCAGCAAAAAUAGUCCCCGGUAAUUCACUUCCCUUGUGGCUUUUUUAUUUGCGUGUUUUUUUUAUUUUAUUUGCAGUGGGGUUUCUUUAUAUUUUCAGCGUUUCUUUUAUUUGCAGCGGCAUUUCUUUUUGUUUGCAGCGUUUAUUUUAUUUGCUAAGCGUUUAUUUAAUUUGCAGCGGCGUUUGUUUCUGUUUGCAGCGUUACUUUUAUUUUCAGUAAUGGCGGGUCUCGGCCACCGUAGUGGUCCGACUCAGAGCAUGGAGGGAAUGCUGGGAAACUGCACCCAACCACCCCCCCAACAUUACAACAUGCUAUCAUAAUAUCUAAAGGCUUGUUUCUUUUCCUUACUGUCACACGUGUGCAAAAACAUCCGGUUGUGUUAGUUCCAGCAACACAUUAAAUCUCACACACCAAAGAUUUAGCAGUUUAUUUUAUUAUCCCUAAAUCAAGCUGAUGUUUUCUUGUUGUUGUUGUUUUUAAAAUGCCCAGGAAGACAAGUAUCUUCACUGUUUGAGAGAUGUACCACGGCUACUUUUAAACUCUUAAACCAGAAACUGAAACAUAUCAACAAAGCGGACUUUGAGGUUUUAGUUCUUGAAACCCACGAAUGGGAUUACACACUCGCCGUGCCUUUGCUUGGUGAAAGGUCUGCGAGUUUCCAGCGUUUGGCUGAACGGCAAUAGUCAUUUACAGUAAUCAGAUCGUUUUUGAUUGGGUGCAGUUGAAC
Molecule: messenger RNA, 3995 nt
Organism: Cololabis saira (Pacific saury)
Lineage: Eukaryota; Metazoa; Chordata; Actinopteri; Beloniformes; Belonidae
Gene: mpv17l
Product: MPV17 mitochondrial membrane protein like
Exons: 4
Coding region: 898-1521 (207 amino acids)
Cellular component (GO): membrane; cytoplasm
Source: RefSeq, a predicted model, not a curated record